CUAUGGCUAGUGACCUAUAUGUGAUGAAUGUUAGUUACUGAACAAGCCAGAAAAUGGAAAGGUAUUACUGAAUUGUUAAAGAAAAAUAAAGUUUUAUUAAGAGCUUCAGUUUUCUUCGUUUUCAAAGGAGUUUUAUUGCGAGGAAAGCAAUUGGUUUUUAACAACAAAUAAUUGCUCGUUUGUCGUUAAAAUUAAUACUAAUAAUUCCUCAAUCACGUCUGUCCUACACUCAAGAUAACCAAAAAAAAUGUUGAAACAGUUGGAGCAACUUUGUAGAAUUUGCGUUAAAAAAUAUCAGAGUGAGUUGACGUCAAUAGAAAAUACAUUAAUAGAUUAUCAAACCUUUCAGAUGUCUGCUAAAGAAGUUUUAAGUUUUUUUAUCGAUGAGGAGCUCCUAAAAAGUCAGGAAUAUCCGCAACUCAUCUGUACUGAAUGUCUAAAUCUAGCAAGAAGUGCAUUUUCCUUUAAAGUAUUAUGUGACAAAUCCUUAAUUCAUUUGGCACAAUAUUUUGCCAAAAUUAAAGAAGUUGCAAAAGAGAAGCUCUUACAAACCAGUCAUGAUAACAUUGAUGGAAAGUAUGCUGUUCAAAAAUAUAUUGAUGAUGACGAUGAGAAGUAUGAAAGAAUAGAUUAUGAGACUGAUACAUCCUUAAAAAAUGAAAAAUUUCAUAAUGAAACUAAUGCUGAACAAAAAAGUUGCAUUGAAAAAAAAAGUAAGAAUACAAGGAGAGGAAGACCAAAGAAAAAAAGUAUCAGUUCUAAAGCAGAAGAAACAAUUAACACACACAAACAAUCAGACAAAAUGAAAUCUAUUGAAGAGAAGACCUACAUAAAGGAAGAUAAUAUAUUAGAAAAUAUCUAUGUUUGUUCCAUUUGUCAUAAGUCAUUUACCAAUAAAUAUAUAUUUUUUGCACACAAGAAGAGACAUGAACUCAAAGGACAUUUUUUAUGCAACAUUUGUGGGAAAGGGUUCAGUUCACAAGGCUGUUUAACAAGACAUAACAGGAUGCAUACUGGAGAAAAGAAUUUUCAAUGUAAUGUCUGUCUGAAAAGGUUUCCUUCAUCAAACAAUUUAAAUUUACAUACGCGCAUUCACACUGGUCACAAACCUUACUUAUGUACUGUUUGUGGAAAGAAGUUUAGUCAUCCAACAGGUCUGACCUACCACAUGAGAACACACACAAAAGAGAGACCCUAUUCAUGUGAUGUAUGUGGAAAAAGAUUUACAAUUCAAUGUCACUUGGAUAGGCAUAAAAAGAUUCAUUCUGGAGAAAGACCUUUUGGCUGUUCACAAUGCAGUAAAGCGUUUAUAAAGAAAAUUGAUUUGCAAAGACAUGAGGCUAUCCACUCUGGAGAGAAACCGUUCACGUGUAGUGUCUGUGAGAAGAAAUUUCUGAGAAAAGUUCACCUCAAUUUACAUAUGAUGUUGCAUACUGAAGAACGACCUCAUGAAUGUUCACAUUGUGGAAAAGGGUUCAUUAGAGCUUAUUACCUUAAAGACCAUAUUAACAAGCAUCACGUAGUACCAGAUUUUGGUAAUGAAAAACAAGAUAAACCAAUUGUAAUUCUUCCCCUGUUCCCAAACGAGAAAUCUGUUGAUAUAAUUUUUACACAAGAUAAAAGGUCUCUUGUUUUUUCUGACAUUACAAUAAAUAAUUAGAUCAAAUCACAUUGUAAACAUUGUUUAAUUAAAAAAAAAACAUCGCUUGUAUUUAAAUUGAGCUUUUUUUUCCUUAUUUACCAGAAGAUGAUGUAGCU
Agrilus planipennis (emerald ash borer) is the source of this 1758-nucleotide messenger RNA. Its product is annotated as oocyte zinc finger protein XlCOF6.1. The record is from RefSeq and is a predicted model, not a curated record. The transcript has 3 exons. Gene Ontology annotation, biological process: regulation of transcription by RNA polymerase II. Gene Ontology annotation, molecular function: DNA-binding transcription factor activity, RNA polymerase II-specific; RNA polymerase II cis-regulatory region sequence-specific DNA binding; zinc ion binding. Bases 248 to 1660 code for a protein of 470 amino acids. Lineage: Eukaryota; Metazoa; Arthropoda; Insecta; Coleoptera; Buprestidae. Gene Ontology annotation, cellular component: nucleus.